Periophthalmus magnuspinnatus is the source of this 1311-nucleotide messenger RNA. RefSeq names its product transmembrane protein 42. NCBI's taxonomy places the organism in Eukaryota, Metazoa, Chordata, Actinopteri, Gobiiformes, Gobiidae. The record is from RefSeq and is a predicted model, not a curated record. The transcript is spliced from 4 exons. The coding region runs from base 109 to 579 and encodes 156 amino acids.
AGGAAGUGCAGCUGAGCGCACAGGAACAGAGGCAGGUGUCGGACGAGCGGCGGGCGGGAUGUCGCUAAACUAACACUGCCGUGAAGAGAAUGCUCCCCGGUGUUCACCAUGGUCCCGGGUGUCGUGUACGCGCUACUGGCGGGGUUCCUCGGGGCCGUGGCUUCGUCCUCGGCCAAGCUGUCUCUGGGAGCGGACUAUCUAAAGGGAGUGUGUGAGACCGGGCUGCGGACUUGGGGGGAGCAGCGGCGUUUCAGACACGCGGACGAGACCACAGCGUGUGACCGGCUGCAUAUCCCCCUGCGGCUGCUGUGUGGGGGGCUGCUCUUCACCUGUAACGCUGUGAUGUGGACCUUUCUGGCCAAAGCUCUCAGGUACUCAUCUUCCUCAGCCCAAACCACUGUGACCACCACCGCCUCCAACUUCGUAUCUUCCGCGUUUCUGGGGCAGCUGCUGUUUGGGGAGGCCCAGAUGACGCUGUGGUGGGUGGGCAUCUCUCUCACCUUCACUGGGCUCCUGGUCCUACACCGGGUCUCACCACAGGAGCGACCGCAAAGCACAGAGGAUAAGAGGGACGAAUAGUAGUAAGUCUGUCUCCACUAGCUCAGACUAUCUAUAAAUAACAUAAGCCAGGACAUGUCUGAAAAGUACUAAACAAGCUUUAAUGUGGUUGGUAUAUCCAGCUUUCAAUAUUCUAGGUCAGAAUUUUGGUCAAAAUUGUAAUUUGCAAUCAUUUGCUUAGUAGGUUGGUUUUUGCACUGAAUGCCCUUUUCUAGAGCAAUCAUCUAUUUAUUCUUGAAAUUGAGCAUAAAAAAAUCCAAAAUGUUACUUAUAAAUAUACUUUUUAUUAUUCUGUUGAUUGAUUACUACUACCAUUUACUAAUAAUGUUAUGGAGCACUUAACCAAUGCUCUUUAAAAUCAAAUGUUUAAUGUACAAUGACAGUCUGGCUAGUGGAGACAAAAUUAAGUUGUCAAGAGAAAUGCAAUGAAGCAAAAAUCACUUUUAGCUUUACACAAUAUUGAUGGACUAUUGUCACAGAACAACACGUUGACAUGGCUGGAAAUACACAAACAUUUGUGAGUUUAUGUAUAUGGUCAAUCAAGUGGAUGGCAGAUCACCAAAGCUUAGAGAUUGACCGAUAUGUUUUGUUUGUUUUUUUCAAUGCUGAUGAAAAUACUGAUUGUUUAGGGUCCAGAGAAACAGAAAGCCCAUAUUUUUGGGCUGAUUUUAAUUAUUUGUCCCAAAUUUUGUACUUUAAAAUUACUCCAAACCCAUCCACAAACCUAUUUUACUAGAAAUCUAUAAGAGAAGA